AUGGAGAGGAAAGGUGGCAGCAUGGUGGCGAUUCUGGUGGUGGUGAUGGUGGCAAAUUGUGUCUCUGGUCAGAGUAUAUAUGCUUGCUGGGGAGGAUGCUACAAUCAGUGUUUUCUCAGCAGUGGAGGAGUUCAAGCAGAAAGGUUUCCAUGUUAUUAUCUGUGUUUAAAUUCCUGUGUUCCUCGUUCGGCUGCAGAUUAUCAGUACUAUUGCCAGAUUGGUUGUUCACUGCAACUCUGCAUUCCUGCCAGUUAUGAUGGUGCAGCAAUGGAAGAAUGCUUUGGCAGGUGCUCAAACCUCUGCAACGUUUAG
Molecule: messenger RNA, 312 nt
Organism: Fraxinus pennsylvanica
Lineage: Eukaryota; Viridiplantae; Streptophyta; Magnoliopsida; Lamiales; Oleaceae
Source: the annotation of a GenBank genome assembly